CGGGAACGCGCGAGCAAGCUGCAGGCAGUCAUCCUGUUUUGGGGAUAUGACUCGGCUGGGUAUUUAUAAAACACUAUGAUUACGAUCGCCGUCGCUUUUGUGUCCCUGUUUGUAGGCGCGACAGCACGGACUCGCUGAGAGACGCGGGGACGCGCGCGCCACCGGUGUUGCUACCGCAGCGCGCGGACCGUCGGCGCCGGAGCCGUCGGGACAUUAUAUUAAUUUCCACCUGACUUUGUUUUUUUACAUCAAACUUACUCAGAAGGGGUUAGGGUUAGGGUUAAAAGUUAAUGCUCCUUAAAUUUAUACAAUAUUGACGUGUUAUUUCAGUGUAACAAGGAUUCCAGCGCGACGUUUUCUCUCCCGUCAGAAACCCGCAACCGCGACUCGUGAAGCUCCGCUGCUACUUUAUUAAAACACUUUCCGCUCGUGUGUGGAGCGAUGUGGCACCUGGAGACACACCCGGUCGGCGAGCUGCACGCUCGGCUACUCUCUCACACUGGUAAAAUACACGCGCAGGGAAAGACGAGUCACCUGCUUCUCGAGCGCGACCUGCGGAGUCUGUAGGAAAAACGAAAAGGAAAGAGUUUCGCGUCAAGUGGUUUCGAGCGGGGACUGAACUGAACCUCGGCGAUACGCACCACCAGGCGGCUCUAGUGUUCGUAUGGAGCGUAGUCAGUGAGCGCGUGAGAAAGAAAUCGCUGAUGAGCGCGCGAAGCGAAGGCGCGCGCCCCCCAGUUUUACGCGACCGCAUCUCGCAGCGAAGGACGCCUAACUGACUCAACCGGUGCGGCAGUUCGGUAGACAAAAGUAGUGGCCAUAAUUGACAUGACCGAGGGUCCGAGGCAAAGAGGGACUGCGCUCGCCGCUCCAGAGCGCGCAGCCUCCGGUUCCGGGGUCGCGCUCAAGAAGGACAUCGGACUCAUGAGCGCGUGCGGCAUCAUCGUAGGUAACAUUAUUGGGUCCGGGAUCUUCGUGAGCCCAAAAGGAGUUCUGGAGAAUGCGAGCUCUGUGGGCAUGGCCCUCGUCGUGUGGAUUGUGACCGGCAUAAUCACUGCUGUCGGGGCGCUGUGCUAUGCUGAACUCGGGGUCACCAUCCCCAGGUCUGGAGGAGAUUACUCCUAUGUCAAGGACAUCUUUGGAGGACUGGCUGGUUUUUUGCGGCUGUGGAUUGCUGUGCUGGUCAUCUACCCCACCAAUCAAGCGGUGAUCGCCCUCACCUUCGCCAACUACGUCCUGCAGCCUCUCUUCCCCACCUGCCUUCCCCCCAAGAGUGGCCUCCACCUUCUGGCUGCCGUUUGCCUACUGCUGUUGACGUGGGUCAACUGCUACAGUGUGCGCUGGGCGACCCGUGUCCAGGAUGUUUUCACAACUGGAAAGUUGUUGGCCCUGGGGCUCAUCAUCAUCAUGGGCCUUGUGCAGAUCUGCAAGGGAGAGUACUACUGGCUGGAGCCAGCCCAUGCCUUUCAGAGUUUCCAGAAUUAUGAUGUGGGGCUGAUUGCCCUUGCCUUCUUGCAAGGCUCCUUUGCCUAUGGAGGAUGGAACUUCCUGAACUACGUCACUGAGGAACUUGUGGACCCUUACAGGAACCUUCCUAGGGCGAUCUUCAUCUCCAUCCCGCUGGUGACCUUUGUAUAUGUCUUUGCAAACAUUGCCUAUGUUACAGCCAUGAGCCCACAGGAGCUACUGGCAUCAAAUGCUGUUGCUGUGACAUUUGGUGAGAAGUUACUUGGAGUGAUGUCAUGGAUCAUGCCCAUCUCUGUGGCUCUUUCAACCUUUGGGGGAGUCAAUGGAUCCCUCUUCACCUCAUCCCGGCUGUUUUUUGCAGGGGCAAGAGAAGGUCACCUUCCUCGGUUGCUGGCCAUGAUCCAUGUGGAGCGCUGCACCCCCAUCCCAGCUCUCCUCAUCACUUGUGUAUCCACCCUUCUGAUGCUGUGCACCAGCGACAUGUACACACUUAUCAACUAUGUGGGAUUCAUCAACUACCUCUUCUAUGGGGUCACCGUUGCUGGGCAGAUCGUGCUGCGUAUCAAAGCGCCGGACAUGCCUCGGCCGAUUAAAGUAAGCCUGGCUUGGCCUGUGACCUACCUGCUCUUCUGGGCCUUCCUGCUCAUCUUCUCACUGUACUCCGAGCCCGUGGUGUGCGGCAUCGGCCUGGCCAUCAUGCUCUCGGGGGUGCCCAUCUACCUUCUAGGGGUAUACUGGGAGAACAAACCCUGGAGGUUUAACGCCUUUGUUGACAAGUGGACGCGUGCAGGUCAGAAGAUCUGCAUGGUGGUGUACCCAGCAGAGGAGUGUAAAAAGCAGGAAGAUGGCGAAGGAACUGCACAGGGGAAGACUCUUCUUUCAAAGAACACCAAAGGAGAAAAAGAAGGAACAGCAGCAGAACCCUGACUGCAGACGGAUAUACACUGUCACAAACUGGGAAAGAGCUCAUUGUAUAUGUUUCCCUGACAUAACCAAGCAUGCAGAAGAGACAUACACACACCACUGCGCACCAGCACACAGGGAGGUGAAAAUGCUUGAUCUCCGCUUAAUCUGCUCUCAGCCACUUUGGUGCUGAGUGUACAGCAUUCAGAAACCACUAAGAGUCCUGCUAUUGCUUAAGAUGUUUCUGGGCAGGUUGAAACAAAAUGUGGUAGUUUGUGUCUCUUACAGCUUCCACACUGGUUCCCUAAAUUUAAGGGGUGUGGAGUGGCAGAAGUUGUCCAUUUUCUCCUAGUCCCCUCACUUCCUUAGUUCCAGCUUUCCCCAAAGUACCAGCAGCUCCUGUAACUUCCUCACCUCCCAGUCCCUUCAGGUGCUUCAGUUAUAAUCUUCCGUUGUUCCCUUCUUUCAACACUAACAUUCAAAACAUUUAAUUUCUUCUUUCAUUCAGAUAUUUUUUGUCUAAUACAUAUAUCUUUUGUGUAUCAAUUGAUUUUGUAUGCGUUCAGAAAAUGUAAUCUUAUUUAAUACAGUCACAACAACAGUUAUAUUGAUUAUAAGACCUUUACAAAUAAUAUCUGGCAAAAUCCGUAGCAGUUAGAGGAGGACACCAGGCUGCCAGAUAAGCACAGCGAGCAGUAAAAAUACACACCAGUUCAGCACUCUGUGUUACCAGGGGUCAAAUGUAAUCUUUAUGCUUAUAAAUGAGAUCCAGCUUGACUCAAACCAACUGGAUACCCAUGAAUUACCAUGUUCCUUUUUUACUUUCUUUCAGUACGCUCUGUAAUAGCCGUAGUCUUGUUUUCUAUCACUGGAUGUAUUGGCUAAUAAAAAAGGUAAAACAGUACUGUACUUUAAAAAUUAAAUCACAAUGUCCAACAUAGGACAGGUAGCCAUCAGUUAUUUUUUCACAGUAUGACUGUGUUAGAUUUUCUUCACAAUA
Scleropages formosus (Asian bonytongue) is the source of this 3370-nucleotide messenger RNA. RefSeq names its product solute carrier family 7 member 8b (gene slc7a8b). Gene Ontology annotation, molecular function: neutral L-amino acid transmembrane transporter activity; L-amino acid transmembrane transporter activity. Gene Ontology annotation, cellular component: membrane. The record is from RefSeq and is a predicted model, not a curated record. Gene Ontology annotation, biological process: neutral amino acid transport; amino acid transmembrane transport. Lineage: Eukaryota; Metazoa; Chordata; Actinopteri; Osteoglossiformes; Osteoglossidae. The coding region runs from base 829 to 2394 and encodes 521 amino acids. The transcript has 11 exons.